Engraulis encrasicolus (European anchovy) is the source of this 945-nucleotide messenger RNA. Its product is annotated as G-protein coupled receptor 37-like 1. NCBI's taxonomy places the organism in Eukaryota, Metazoa, Chordata, Actinopteri, Clupeiformes, Engraulidae. Gene Ontology annotation, cellular component: plasma membrane; signaling receptor complex. Gene Ontology annotation, molecular function: G protein-coupled peptide receptor activity. The record is from RefSeq and is a predicted model, not a curated record. The transcript is spliced from 2 exons. Bases 103 to 945 code for a protein of 280 amino acids. Gene Ontology annotation, biological process: positive regulation of MAPK cascade; adenylate cyclase-inhibiting G protein-coupled receptor signaling pathway.
GUAAAUUAUUUGGCCGUCAUUUUGAAGACGUGCGUGUUUUUUAUGGUUAUUAUUUUAUUAUAAGGCUCUUUUUCGAAACUGUUGGAUAUCUGAACGGAUAUAAUGUUGGGAUCUUUUUUAAUAUUAAUGUUGGGGUUGGCCGAGCCCCUCCAGGCAAAACCGCUACAGGACGCACUGGAUUCCUCGAACUCUCCUAUGGGAAUGUUACCAGGUGGAUUAUCGGGCACCACUACUGCGAUGCAAUUUCCAAUUUACGCCAAAUCAUACACAACAGGAGAUAUGGAUGUGCCAGAGCAUGCAAACCACGAGGAAACCCCAAAGAGGGUAACACGGGGUGCAAAAGAUGGACGAUCCAGACAACGGGAGAGACAGGAGCUCCACAACCUCAGGGACCCAAGACCUCAUGACCCAGACGGCUUUUUCACAACCCCAAGCAAUGUACAUUUCCCAAACAAAACACACAGAGAAGUCAGGAAUGACACAAAUUCGAUUCGUAUCCACAACCCUCUCUACCCAGUGACUGACAGCUCCUAUGGCGCCUAUGCCGUGAUGCUCCUGUCGCUCAUGGUGUUCGCCGUGGGCAUCAUUGGUAACCUGGCAGUGAUGUGCAUCGUGUGGCACAACUAUUACAUGAAAACUGCGUGGAAUUGCAUCCUGGCCAGCCUGGCCUUCUGGGAUUUCCUCGUGCUCUUUUUCUGUCUGCCAAUAGUUAUCUUUAAUGAGCUGACCAAGAGGAGGCUGAUGGGAGACCUCUCCUGUAGAAUUGUGCCUUACAUGGAGGUGACGUCCCUGGGGGUGGCCACCUUCAGCCUGUGUGCGCUGAGCAUCGACCGCUUCCACGUGGCCACCAGCCCGCAGCCCAGACUGUGCCAGUGCUCAACAUCACCACUCGAAAUCCAACAGCCAGCUGAUCCACUCGCUGCAGAGCAGAGGCAGGGCGGUUAA